UGAAGCAGGAAACGUUUGGGACGUGAAUCGCUGAUCGCCUCAAAUGCUUCUUCCUCCUUCGUCAUUUUUGAGCACAUUGGCUUCUUCGCGGACCACACUUUGUUUUAUCAGCCUGUUCAUGGGCUUCGCAGCAGCCUCGGUCGCUCACCUGUUAUUGAAGGGUAUUUCGCUGCACCACACGAUCGCAUAGCCGUCCAUUUCCCUUAAUCACUCACCCAACCACUGGCUGGUCCGCAUUCAGCCAGCAUGGCCGCCAUCACAACGACCGUGCGCGUCGGCACAGUCGAGCAGUGGUGCAUCCUGCCGAAAUGGAGUCCGUGGGAGGUUCAGGAGUGCGCGGCCCAGUUCGCGACCAAGACAGCCAGCGCGGCGGCGGCGCCGGCGGCAUCCGACUUCUUCAACGUGUGCUGCGAGGGCACCAUCAUCAGCAGGAGCCGCUCGCUCUUGCUCGAGGCCAUGUAUGCCGACGCGAGCAACGCCUCGCAGUGGGAGAUGUGGCUCGACGACCUCGUCUGCUGCAACGCGAGAGGGUCCAAACAAUCCGCCUUUUUCGGCGCCCCAGUAAACAUCCACGACGGCAUAGGCACGACCUGGACAGCCGGCACGCCGACGCCGCUCGCCAGCAUGGCCGCCAUCAACACGGACAACGCGGCCUUGUAUACCUACACGUUGACCGCGGCGCCGCCGCCGCCGGGCGUCUCGUGUGACCCGGCCGCCGUGUUUGGGUGCAACGACGUGUUUGGCGCGUCGGACAGCAUCUGGACGGGCACGCCGUACUGCAUGUGGAUGAACACGGCCCGGUCCAGCAACGCGGUGACGACCAUCACUGUUCCCGCAGCAGACAUCACGACAGUGGCCACACCAACGCUCAUUGAAUGGGGCAGCGAUGAUCAGACCUCUUCCCGAAGCACAAGGACUUCGUCGAGGACAACAACCACAGAGGCUUCGAGCGAAACCACCGCGCCGCCUUCGCAGUCAUUUGCGUCAACUACAGCACCACCAUCUGCUACAACAUCGACGCCCAGCUCCGCGCCCAUUCGGACUUCUUAUUCGCACAUGCUGCUGGGGUGCUUGGCAGUCGUUGCCAUCGCACUUGGUGCGUAGAGACGAAACUGUACGAUCAAGGUAGUGUUCGGAAUCAGGCGCGUUAUUGACUAAAUACGGUUUCAUGACACAGGAUCCUCGCGACGAGGACCUAAUGGGACCCCGGUAUGAAGAUAGUUUAUUGUAACUCUUUGUCCUUAUAUCGUUUCGGAGAAAGGCGAGGGGCCCAUGUGCUGUCAUGUGCUGAUGAUUGUUCGGAUCCCUCACUCGCUGCUCUCCAUGGGACCGGCCGUCGAGCUCAGCUUCGUACACAAUAAGUUGCCCAAUUCACGCGAAAUGAACUUCGAGUUCCGGAACGACUGGAAAUGAUCUUCAUGCAUAUGGAGUCGUCCGGUUACGCGUUGCCACAAUGUUGUGAUGCUUUCGGGUUGGGCGUUGGAAGCGACGGCAGGCUGUGAAAUAUUCGUCGACUGAAUUAAUGUCGUCCCUCGUGUCCACGAGCUUUACAGCU
This is a messenger RNA of Microdochium trichocladiopsis, 1555 nucleotides long. RefSeq lists its product as uncharacterized. The transcript has a single exon. Bases 247 to 1104 code for a protein of 285 amino acids. NCBI's taxonomy places the organism in Eukaryota, Fungi, Ascomycota, Sordariomycetes, Xylariales, Microdochiaceae. The record is from RefSeq and is a predicted model, not a curated record.